Molecule: messenger RNA, 983 nt
Organism: Opisthocomus hoazin
Lineage: Eukaryota; Metazoa; Chordata; Aves; Opisthocomiformes; Opisthocomidae
Source: RefSeq, a predicted model, not a curated record
AUGGCCAGCCUUGCAGUCAGUAACAGGGUUGCACGUGUUCUGGGUUCCUUGGAAAUCACACAGAGUUUGGAAGAUGAUCCUCUACUGGAUGCACCGCUUAUUUCGUCUCAUACAUUGCAUUCCCAGCUGAGGCCAAGAUUUCAUGCUAUCCCAGCAGUUCUCCUUGCCAACUUUCUGUUGCUAAUACAUGUUGCUUUUGUUGUUCUAGCAUUUUUAGCAGCUAUGUUUUGCUCUUACCCCAAUCCAAAUCAGGAUAAGUGCCCUGGAAACUAUACUCACCCGCUUAAAGUGAUGACUGUUAUAAUCACUGCAAAAGUAAUUCUGUGGAUCCUGCACGUUUUUUUUGAACGAUAUGUCCAGCACCACCACAGUAAAGUCAGAAGCAGAGGUUACUUCUCAAUAUACCGAUCAACAAGAAAUCUGAAAAGGCUUCCACUGCUGAUACACUCCACAGGUAAUGCAGCCCUUCUUCUGAUUCUGUCCAUGCAGCAUUCCUUUCCUGAUCACAGUAAAGUGUACCUGUAUCUUAUCCUGGGAGUCCUGGGCCUGGAGCUGAUUAGCUCCCUGACGUGCUUAGUGAUUUACACAGUGAAAAUAAGCAACUUCAAUCGUGCGAAGCCAAGACCUGACAUAAUUGAAGAGGAGAAGAUGUAUGCUUACCCUAGUCACAUUACCUCAGAAAUUGGAUUCAGGGAAAAUUCAAGUUUAGAAGAGAUAGUUGAGAAGCAAGGAGAUGUAAUAGAGUAUCUUCAGCGACACAAUGCACUGCUCAGCAAGAGACUACUGGCGCUAACAUCUCAGCAAAUCAAAACUUAACAGUAUUUGGAAAACUGCUGUUGGAGCUCUGGAGGGAACCUGAGGUAAUGUAAUAUCCAGACUGAUUUGUACAGAUGACUCUUCUUCAGUCAUCUUUCACAUUUUGAAGUAGAAGUUAAGCUGGAAGGAUGAGCUCUGCGUACACUCUAAAGCUAUUACAACUGGAC